AUGGCAAGAAAAAAGAUAAAACAUGAGCAAGUAUACCAUGAAAGUAAGAGAAACAUUGUGUUCAGGACAAGGCUAGAUGGCUUUCUUAAGAAAGCAAAUGAGCUGUCUAUCUUAUGUGGAGUUGAUAUUGGCAUAAUCAUUCAUAAACAAGGAGAAAACAACGCAAUCCAAUGGCCAUCCCCACAAAUAUUUAGGGAAAGGCUGCACAAAUUCUUGGACAUCCCAAACUUGGAGAGAACCAGGAAAAUGGUUGUGCAUGAUAGGUACUUGGAGGAUAGCGUGAGUUACGAGACAAAAAAUGUGCUGAAACUCCGGAAGAAGAACGAAUUGAGACAGUCUGAACAGUUGGUGAAUGAGCUUUUUCAAGGUAAGAGUUUCGAUGAACUUGAUUUACAUACACUGAAUGGUCUGCAGUCGUAUUUAGUUGGAAUGCUCGAUAAUCUUCAUCAAAGGGAUAUGGAGCUUAAUGACGAGCUGCAACCUUCGUCAUGUCCUGCUCCGAUGCCAGCACAUGGUGGCGGGAUGGUGAUGAAAACAUCGUCAGCAAUCCCUAUAUUUCUGGAGAAUCCUAGGACUGAUCCCUGGUUUGUCGAGACCGUGUCUCAAGAGCAAGAUAUCACGGGUUUUAUGAACUUUCCGCUUGUUGCCAAUAGGGCAACGACUAGGAUCGAUGGUGAAGACGCUGCACGACAAGUCGAUGACGUGAAUAAGCCAUCAUGGCAAUAUUGGAGUAACAAUGUUGGUUCAUGA
Messenger RNA from Sesamum indicum (sesame), 750 nucleotides. RefSeq names its product agamous-like MADS-box protein AGL86. Gene Ontology annotation, molecular function: cis-regulatory region sequence-specific DNA binding; protein dimerization activity; DNA-binding transcription factor activity, RNA polymerase II-specific. The record is from RefSeq and is a predicted model, not a curated record. NCBI's taxonomy places the organism in Eukaryota, Viridiplantae, Streptophyta, Magnoliopsida, Lamiales, Pedaliaceae. Gene Ontology annotation, biological process: positive regulation of transcription by RNA polymerase II.